CAGCUUUUCAUCUUUUUCCUCUUUAAAAUGCUAAGGGGGUGGACUCUCGACUGAGUAAGGCUCAAACAACAACAACACAGACUCAAAACAACAACAACAGCUGGGCAAAAACACCAUAAACACUCAGACUCACACUCAACAAACUUAAAACAAAUCUCACAAUAAAACCCCCUCCCCUUCUCUGUCUCCAACCCACCAUCACUCAAAACCCAUCCAGAAUAAACACAAAACCAUCCCAUCUUGUAAGGGAGCUCAUCAUCAACCCAACCCCAUCAUGUCUCCACCAACCCAGUUGGUCGUUCUCCCAGGGACGCGUCAAACCGCACUCGGUCCCCUGCCAUCCUUCGUCAAGCCUGUCUCCGACUCCCCUGAACCCGACUUGCAACGGGCCAUCAAAGCCGUUCUCAAUGCAAAGAAAGUCGCCGUCGUCGUUGGUGCCGGCAUCUCAACCGCUGCAAACAUUCCCGACUUUCGCUCUUCCACUGGGCUCUUCGCCUCGCUCAAGGCCCGAUUUCCCAACGCCAAACUGACCAGUGGCCGCGAUCUAUUCGACGUUAACGCCUGGAAAGAUCCCGACACUUUAAGCCUUCACUUUGGAAUGCUCGCCGAACUCCACAAGAUGUGUGGUGCCGCUCAGCCGACUGCCUUCCAUCAGUUUUUAAAACGUCUGGAUGAUGAUGGCAAACUCAGUCGGGUCUACACUCAAAACAUCGAUGGAUUGGAAGAGAAAGUCGGCUUGACUUACGGGAUCCCAGGGCAGGACGAGAUCCAAAGCCAUUCAUCCCAAACUAGUCGCUCUCGUCGUUCAGACCCACCUUCGACCCCUCGAGAGCGAAACCUCAAACGAAAACGCGACGAAAAUGGGUCUGCUCAGCUGCCACCUACGCCUCGCUCGACCCCUCCCCCUUCACAAAGGUCUGAGUCAGAACCUAGUAAUUCGAGUAACUCCCAAAGUGAACUCGAUGAACCUGGCUCUUCACAACUAUCUACGGUCUCAACGAUCACAUCGUCUGACCAAAAGCCGAGCUCCCUCGACACACCGAAAUCGAAGCCAAGAACUCGAGCUGUUUCGGCAGCCGAGGCUGCUGAAGCCCCAGCCCCUCCUCGUCCUACGAGAUCUAAACCUGUCGAUCCCUUUCCUCGCGUGAUUCCUCUCCAUGGGACUCUCAAGAACCUUUCAUGUCUGACAUGCAAACAUUCCGUCCUGAUGUCGGAUUACAUUGGCGAACUUGCCGAAGGAGAGCCUAUCCUAUGCCCACAAUGCCAGUCGUUUGAUAACGCACGUGCGAUCUCUGGCUUCCGAACCAGAGGUGUUGGUCUCUUGAAAUCCGGUGUAGUCUUGUACGGCGAGGAGCAUAACGCUGGUGACCAGGUGGGCGCGGUGACGAGCCGAGACCUGAUGCGAGGGAGACGACCGGACCUCUUGAUCGUGGCUGGGACGAGUCUGAAGGUACCUGGAACGAAGCGUCUGGUGAAAGAGCUGAGCAAGGUGAUCAGGCCGCCCACGAAGACUUCAAGCGUCUCGGGAGACGAGGAGCAGGAGGAAGAGGAGAGCUCGAGCAGCAGCAAGAAGCCAGCGCCGAUCCACACGAUCUUCCUCAACAACGAGUUCCCCUCUCCGUGUGGAAUUUGGAAGGAGACCUUCGACGUCUGGGUGAAGGGCAACGUCGACCAGUUCAUCCAGCUGGUUGACGAGGAGAGGAAGGUCCAGGAGGAGCUCAAGACCAAGAAGGCCCAGGAGAAGCUCGAGCGGGAGCGCAAGAAGGAGGAAAAGCUCCGUCGCGGUGCUGGCUCAGCCGCCUCACAACCCUCCUCCUCGUCAGCAUCAUCAUCCGCCGUCGUCCCCGAGCCCUCCGCGUCAGCGCCGGUUACCUCCAAAGCAAGGACGACAACCACCGCCCCGGCUACAAAGCCUAAAAAGCUCAUCCUCAAAGUCUCGCCCCAAUCGACCUCCGCCAAAUCUGCGCAACCCAAACCAUCAGUUGCUGGCUACUUCAAGACCGGAAAAGCUUCAGUCGUUGCCUCGAAGCCUGUCGUUAAGAUCAAUAACCUCAAGAACCCGACGACCAUCAAAAUCUCUAAUAAACUGUUGUCUGCGCCUCCUGCUCCUGCAGGCAAACCUACUCCGGCUCCUAAAUCUACUCCUGCUACUCGGAAAAAGAAAAGCAACCCUCCCAGGAGAAACGUUAAAUGCGCUUGAUCCACUCUCCUGCUUCCUUCUCUUUUCAAGAUGCUUUUGAAAUCUUUUUUUUCAAUCUUCGGGUUUUGUUUUGUUACGGCUUCUCUUUUUUUUUGUCUCCAGGUGUCAGACAUUCUUAGCUUGUUUUUUUCCAUCUUGCCCUUCGCCUUUGUUAUUGUUGUUUUCCUUUCUUUUUUCCUUUAUUUUUUAUUUUUUUUGAUAGGUUAUUCACAAUAUAUAUCAUAAUUGAACACUCAUAAAAACAAUUGGCUAAUAAUUUGC
Molecule: messenger RNA, 2461 nt
Organism: Puccinia graminis f. sp. tritici CRL 75-36-700-3
Lineage: Eukaryota; Fungi; Basidiomycota; Pucciniomycetes; Pucciniales; Pucciniaceae
Exons: 4
Coding region: 275-2200 (641 amino acids)
Biological process (GO): negative regulation of transcription by RNA polymerase II; pericentric heterochromatin formation; regulation of DNA repair
Cellular component (GO): mating-type region heterochromatin
Molecular function (GO): NAD+ binding; histone deacetylase activity, NAD-dependent
Source: RefSeq, a predicted model, not a curated record